Molecule: messenger RNA, 2504 nt
Organism: Cryptococcus deneoformans JEC21
Lineage: Eukaryota; Fungi; Basidiomycota; Tremellomycetes; Tremellales; Cryptococcaceae
Product: expressed protein
Exons: 10
Coding region: 88-2316 (742 amino acids)
Biological process (GO): DNA-templated transcription; regulation of DNA-templated transcription
Cellular component (GO): nucleus
Molecular function (GO): transcription cis-regulatory region binding; DNA-binding transcription factor activity, RNA polymerase II-specific; zinc ion binding
Source: RefSeq, a predicted model, not a curated record
GACAGACAUUUGUCUUUCAUAAUAUCAAUUACACUCCUUAUCAUACCAUAUAAUCGGGGCUAAUGUCCAGUGCCGAGUUAGGGUCGAAUGAUGGACGUCGACAGUGGAGCAACGAGUCCCUCUCAGUCAGCGACAGCUGGCCCAUCGACUGUUGUUUCUCAGAAAGUACCGAUCAAAGUCAGCUGUCUACAAUGUAGAGCUGCCAAAAGAAAAUGUAACACACUUGGGGCCCAUACGACCUGUAGACGAUGUCAAGGACACAAUAUUUCUUGCGAGUACGCCCCUCCCAAUCGUCGAGGUCGAAAAAAGAAGACUUUUUCCGAAAGCCAUUCUAAACUUACAGACGGCAUACACUCUUUAUCUGUCUCUGGCGCACCUAGUAGGGCCAGUGCGGGUCCUAAUGAAGCGCCUUCCGCAGGAGGAAACGAGGCUAGCGGCUUCUAUGGUUCGAUUGCUGGGCCUAGUCAGCAGUUUCCCAGCAAUCUCCUUCAGUCGCAACGCUAUAACGGUGCUGUCAAUAGUGACGCAUCUGUACGCCCUUUGGACGGCAGCGCGGAAUCGAGUCCUCUCGAUCGUACGUCAACCGUACCUAGCCGUUCAUCCAUUGGCCGAAUGGGGUCAACGCCGGCUGAAGGAAUGAAGGGCAAGUUUGAUAUACAUUAUUCCCAUGUUAUCCCUGGUGAAAGGAAUUCGCUGCCCUCAAAUGCUCCUAACGAAGGCGUCCUCGCCCAACAACAGGAAUUACUUGUCCAACAAUUAAGGCCUGAGUGCCCCGAUCCAGUGACUGCUGGUUUUCUGAAGGACCAAGACACGCUUGAGAUCUUUGACUUUUACUUUCGUCACCUCAAUGCUGCUGUCGCCAUCCUUGACCCUGUCCUCCAUACACCCGUAUACUGUCGACAUUACUCACCUCUCCUCUUCACCGCCGUCGUCACAGUCACCGUUAGAGUUAUACGGCCCAAGAUAUACCCUCAAUGUCUGCUCCUCGCCAACAAGCUUGUAGGGCAAGCUGUCGAAUUCGGUUUAUGCUCGAUCGAAGUUGUACAAGCUUUAUGUCUUCUGACCCAUUGGAAGAAGCCAGAUGACGAGACGAGCUACGUGAGGAUGGGCUAUGCGAUUCGUAUGGGGCAGCAGUUACAAUUGGGCACAAAAGCUCCUAGACCCUUACCGCAGGAUGAAAGGCAGGCGAGGGAGGUGUUGAAUCGUGAGCGAGCUUGGUACAAUUUGGUCAUAGCCGAUUAUCAUCUCGCAAUUAAUCAUUCCCUUCCAAGGAUGAUCACGGAUGAUGUGGAAGAUCCUGCUGACUGGGUCGCUGAACACUCACAUCUACCAACUCCCGGAGAGUCCUCGUUCGGACCGUUCAUUACUUUCAACAGAAUGAGCAGGCUUUAUGCCGAUAGCCUUGGGGCGAUGAAUGGUGAUCCUUCAAAUAUGAGAAUGUUGAACUGGAUGGAUCUGGAGUGGACAAGAUGGAGAGGACGCUGGCUGAAGGAUAGUGGGAAAUACGGCUUCGUUCAGUUCCAGAUAUCAGCAUUCCAUCUAUGUGACACCUUCUUCCGAUUCCACAUCUGCGAGUACCGUUUAUUAUUCGUCGCAAGAUACGAGUCGCAGGGGCAGAUCUUGGACACUAGUGAGCCUUCACCAUUGUCAAUGGCUUUUACGGAAUGCGCCGAUGCAGCAAUGGGAAUUGGAGGGGUGGUGCUGAAUGAUCUUGUACCUCAUGGGUAUCUGCCUUACUGUUUCAACUUGACCUGGCCAGCAUUAGCUAUCAGUGCUAUCUGGCUGGCCAAAAAUAUCGAACCUAUGAGUGGCGCAGACCGAGCUCGUGUCAUUCGUCUGCUCUCCGAUCUUCAAUUUGCGAUGGAAAAGGCAUCAUGUUCUAGCGAUGACAUGGCUGCUUAUACCCAUAGGCUUCUCAGACAUUUACUCAGCGGCAUCUCUCCUGAAUGGCAACUUGCAUCCUUCAUGACGAAACCAUACCCUCAUCCAACAAAUCAAAACUCAGGCCAAACCCAUCAUCAAAAUAUUCCGAACACUUCUGUGUUUACUCAGAACACCAACAACACCGGGAGCAGUGGACCUCUUAACUGGGAGCCUUCAAGUGCCCAAGAACUCAUUCAAAGUCACCUCUGGAGCCAGCAGCCGCAGCAUUACUUGCUAGCUCCCCCUAUCGGCCCUGUACCCGCGCAAUCUUCAGGGGGAGAACAACCGGAUAUGAGUCAGAUUUCGGGUGUUAUGCCGGGGGAAUUCCAAGAUCUUUUCCCCGCUAAUGACGAUGAUUUCUGGAAACAUCUUUUCCCAUCUGGAAGUAUGUAAUAUAAACAUAAACAUAAAAUAUAAACAUAAAAUAUUAGAACGAUCCGUCCACAAUGUUGCCAUCCAUGUACAAUACGCUAGGAAAUAACAUCGCGCUCUUCAUGGGAGUUGUACUAUACGAGUAUUAGAAUAAUUUCCCUCCGCAUGUGACGCGAGUUGUGAAGAACAUGCACUUUGAGGUCUUAGCU